UCCAUCAAAGAAAAUCUUAUUUCCCUUCCAUUUUUAAACAAAAAAAUGCCUCCUAAAAGAGGAAAGCCCAAAGCGGUCGCUGCUACCGAAGUCAUAAGCACCUCGCGCUUCAAAACAUUGAAGGUGAAUGAGCGGACCUCGAUCAAAAACUUCGUGGAAAAACACAAGCUGAAAUUUGCAACUGGGCGAGGAUUCUAUCAACUGACAAAGCCGGAGACGAUUCAGUUCCACAAAGAGAUUGUCGUGAGACGAAAAUCGGACGACACUAUGGCUUCUGGAGACGAGGUUCGUGAAUUACUUGGGAUUGGAAAGGAAACAGCAAAAUUUAAAUUAGACAAGGAUAAAUUGGAGGAUUUUGAUGUGUUUGUGCAGUCAACCUCAUACAACCGUGUCUUGAUGCCAGAUACAGAGUUCUUAUAUGACACAGGAGAAGGUGGAGUUGUCUUGUCAGAAGUGGAGGCAGCAAAACCAGCAGCAGCAAUUUCUGCAGAUGAUGCCAAGGAGAAACCCAGCACAAGCCGAGGAGUGGGCAGAGGAAAGCGCAAAAAAGCAGAAGAGAAGCCAACAGUUGAGGUAAAGAAAGAAGAUAAAGAAUCAUCACCAGCUAAGAAAGCAAAACCAGCAGCAGCAAGUGCAGAAUCAGGAGGAGCUGAUGUCAAAGAAAUAGUAUUCUCAUUUGAUACCACAGGAUCAAUGUACCCCUGCCUCACUCAGGUCAGAAAGAGGGUUGAAGAAACAGUCACUCGCCUCUUCAGAGAAAUUCCUGGGAUUCGCAUUGCUGUCUUUGCUCAUGGUGACUAUCAAGAUAAAGAAUCAACUUAUGAUACAAAAUGGGUAGACUUCAGUACAGACAAAAAGAAAAUAUGUAACUUUAUCAAGAAUGUAUCAUCAACAUGUGGAUAUGAUUCAGAUGAAUGCUAUGAACUUGUUCUUAGACAGGUUCGUGAAGAGCUGUCCUGGACACCAGACUCCCAACGUUCGUUAGUGAUAAUAGGCGACGCCUCACCCCAUCCCCCUUCGUACCACUUGAACACACUGAAAAUUGACUGGAAGGAGGAAGCUAAGAAACUCUACAAUGAGAUGGGAGUGCGGAUUUACUCGGUCCAGUGCCUUAACUACGGUGGCUCUGACACCUUCUAUCGUAAAAUCGCUGAGUUUACCUGUGGUUGGCACUUGAAGCUAGAUCAAUUCGCUUCCAUCGUCGAUUUCCUAACGGCCAUUUGCUAUCGAGAACAGGGAGUGGAGCAACUGGAAGCUUAUGAGGCAGAGGUCAAGUCAAGGUCAAAGGGCUCUGGGUUGAAUCGUAACUUGCAUGCCUUGUUUGACACUCUAGCCGGUAGGAGCACCAGUACCUACACCGGUGGAAGUGAUCACGGGGGACUGGAACCGGUCAAUCCGUCUCGAUUUCAGAUCCUGGAAGUCGACGAACGCGGCGACAUUCGCUCUUUCGUCGAGAAGAACGACCUUCCCUUCAAAACAGGACGUGGGUUUUACGAGUUCACGAAGCCAGAAAAAAUUUCGGACAAGAAAGAAGUCGUUUUGGUGGACAAGGCCUCCGGGGACAUGUUUACUGGACCUGAAGCAUGCGCAAUGAUCGGAGCGGGAGGGGCAAAUAAAAUCAAGCCCACGUCGUUUGACAAAUGGCGGGUUUUUGUGCAGAGUACCUCGUACAACAGGGUUCUGAUGCCUGGUACUGGGUUCUUGUACGAAGUGGACACAGAUCGCUGAUCCCUAUGAUUGACAGUUAAGCACUAAGAAGGUUUUCUCAUGGAAUUGUAAAUGGUUUCUUUUGACCCAGAAAGUGGGUGGAAAAUAGAGUGAAACUUUAGAGUAAUACUUUUCUGGAGUGAGGAAACAUAAAAUAAACAAACAAACAAAAACAAAACCAAAACCAAAACUAUCAAGAAAUCAAAAAGGAAAAAAAAAAACAUAGAUUCAACCUACAAGUAGGCACAAGAUGUAUCAGUCACUGAGUGGACUCUAAGUUUAAUCAAAAUUGAAAGAAAAUUUUUAUCACUUUAGAAGUUUAAGACCGAUGGUACUAUUUUGUUGCACAGACACACGAAGAUCGAUGUCAUUGGAUACGUUUAACCGAUCACUUUUUUACAAAAUUUAAGUAUUUAAAACUGAUAAACUUUUAGGUAAGUAACGUGUCGGUUUUUUUUGUUCUUUUUUAGAGUUUUACUCGAGAGCACCUCUCGACGAGGGUUAUUAAAAAAAGUGUAAGUAACUACAGGAGGUUGUCAGGACAAAGGUAGCGAGAGACUGGCGAGAGCUUUUCAGAACAAACAAAUUAAAACAAAGCAAGGCCAAAGAAAUCUCAGAUUACGAUAAGCAUUCAAUUGAACAACGCUCUGAAAUGCGCACACAUUUUUAGUCGGAGUAAUCGAUCUGAACUUGUACUUGAUUUGCUUAAAAUUUACUUCAGUAUUAUAGACUUAUACUGAGAAAGGUUGUCAAUAUACUUUUGGUUUAAGGGGUUGGGAUUAAUUUUGUGGAAGCUUAUUGAAAAGUUUGUGUCUACUAAGGGGAUUAGGGUUGACGCACAUUAACUCAAACUUUCAAGGUUAAUAAAAAAGUGAUACAUUUGUCGAGGUGAAAACUGACACAAAUUACUAGAAUGGAAAUGAAUAAAACACUUGGGUUUAUUGUGAGUUGGAGUUUUAAAAAGCCAACUGUAUGUAUUAACUAAGUGGAUAGAAACUUUGCACUUUAAACCUUAGAUUUUCUUAAGCGUACUGUUUCACACGCUCAGAAGGGCGUGGUCUUGACUUGUAUGCGGAAAAGCUUACUUCAGCAAAGUGUCACUAAAACAACUCAAACAAGUUCAAUUUAACGGGUUCCUAUCAAUUAAAAUUUGCGUGGUUAUUUAC
Molecule: messenger RNA, 2873 nt
Organism: Pocillopora damicornis (cauliflower coral)
Lineage: Eukaryota; Metazoa; Cnidaria; Anthozoa; Scleractinia; Pocilloporidae
Source: RefSeq, a predicted model, not a curated record